AUGGACGCGCUCCUGUCGCGAUGCGCGCGCGCGGACGGCGAGAGGAUCGACCCGUCGCUGUCGCCCGCGCCGAGCACGCUCGCGGAGGACGGCCGAGGCGUGCUGUACGCCCUCGGCGCGGACGGCGUCACGCGCGCGGCGGCGGCGCGGCACGUCAACGCCGCGUUCCGCGCGCGCGAUGGCGACGGCGCUCACGACGACGACGACGAAGACGACGACGACGCGAGCGCGUUCUUGAGGGAGUCCGUCCGCGAGUACGCUCCAGACCCUCCGCUGGAUUUCGAACCGCGCACGAUCGCCGUCUCCCCGUCCGGGCACUUCGCCGCGAUCGGCGGCCUGAGACACGCGCUGCGCGCCGCCGGCGACGCCCAAACCGACCCCAUCCCCCCGUCCUCCGCGCUGUCCGUCGUCACCCUGCGCGCGGCGACGACGCUCGAGCGCCGCGACGCCGGAGACCCGGGCUGCCGCGUCGUCUCGCUGCUCGUCGACCGGUUCGCGUCGCACGCGAGCGUUCGCGUGUUGAGAGCGAGUUGGCACCCGAGAAGCGAUUCGCAUCUCGUCGUCCUCCUCAGCGACGGCACGCUGCACGUGUUCGACGCCGCGGCCGGGUGCGAGAUCGAGCAGGCGUUCCGUUUAGACCCGUGGGGACGCGGGCCGGCGCCGGGGCCGUUCCCGCUCCGCCCGGAGAUUGUCGACUUUGACUUCGCGCCGCCGCACGGAUGGGGCGCGCUGUCGCUGAUUCUCCUCGGACGCGAGGGCGACGUCUACACGCUGUGCCCGUUCGCGCCGUACGGGGCGAGGUACCCGCGCGUGACGCUCGAGAGCUUGCAGUGCGACGACGCGAACUCCGAGGCGUGGUUGGAGGGGAUGUUCCCGACGCUUCGAAGGACGCGGCGAAGAAGGCGGCGCGGCGGGCCGCCAUUUCCGCCGCCGCGCGGGUCCGGGUCCGUGUCCGGGUCCGGCGGCGAGUCCGGCGGCGCGUCGGCGUCGGACGACGGCGACGGCGACGACGGCGACGACGCGUCGGACCCGGACGUCGACGACGACGCCGCGGACUCGGACGACGACGGCCGAGGCGGCGAGGAGACGUACGGCGACGCCGCCGGGGACGGGUGGACGGGGAGGACCGUCUCCGCGAAGAGGGCGACGCUCCAGGGCGUCGCCGCGGCGCUUCGCGGUCCACUGCCGCUGGGCACCGGACCGUGCGAAGGCGACGACGACGACGGCGGCGGCGGCGGCGGCGGCGGGAUGCUCGGACGCGGCGUCGUCGCGCGGUCGCUCGCGGCGGCGCCGUUCGCCGCGGGCGAAGGCGGCGGCGCGCUGCUCGCGGUGGCGCACCAACGCGCGGCUUCGGCGUCGACGUCGACGUCCGCGGCCGGACGCGUCUCCGCGACGCUCGACAUCCUCAUCCUGCCCUCGGAGCCCGCGCCCGGGUGGGCGGCGACGAACCCCGACGACGACGCCGCCGCGAUCGAAGAGGCGACGCUCUCGGGCGGGCCGCCGACGGCGCUGACGCCCGUGGUGACGGAUUACGACGAGUCGUCGCUCCCGCCGCUCCUCGCGAUCGACCGCGUGCAGCUCGUUUCCGGCGAGUCCACGAUGCGUUCGCACGCGUCGCGAAUUGCGGCGGCGGCGAACGAGCUCGCGCCGUUCGUGCGCGCGUCCUGGGACCCGGCGUGCCGCGAACGCGUGUACUGCGCCGCGGGCGGCGCGGUGCACUCGGUCACGCUGACGUGGUUACACGCGGUCGAGGGCGCCGUGGACGACGAGUCCGCGGGCGGCGACGGCGGCGGUAAUGGCGGCGGGGAGCUCUCGCUGCCGAUCGUGUCGACGCUCGUGGACGGCGAGGACGCGCUGCUCGGCGUCGCCGCCGUCGGCGACCCGCUCGCGGAGGGCUUGCUCGUCGCCGUCGACGCGCGCGGCGCGAGUAAAGGGCUGCACCCGCCGCCGCCGCUCCCCGUCGGCGUGGACGACGCGGAUGGUGCGACGAAGAGAGAGGACGCGAAUGCGGCCGCGAGGGCGAGGGCGACGAGGGCGGCCGCGGAGGCGAGCGCGGAGCUGAGGGCGCUCGCGGCGGGACCGGGGGGAGGGCCGUUCGCGCCGCCCGCGGACGCCGCGGGUCUCAAGCCGGGGACGGUGGAGGGCAACGCCGCGCUCGCGACCGCGGCCGCGGGGCUGAAGGAGCGGCAUCUGCGAUACGCGCACAGAGUGCACGCGGCGACGCGGCGGCAUACUGUUCGUCUCGCCGCGGAGAUCAAGCGGCAGCGCGCGGAGGCGGCAGCGGUGCGAGAGGGACUCGAGGCGAUCGCGGCGCGCAGGGAAAACUUGGCGGAGCAGCUGGAGCAGGCCCGGGAGAAGCACGAGGAGAUCCGCGCGAGGCUGCGCGCGCUGACGAAAGCGGAGCGGAACCUCCCGCACCCGCUGACGCGCGCGGAGAAGGCGUUCGCGACGACGCUCAACGCGGCCGGGGAGGACCUGCCGCUGCUCCAGGCGAAGCUCGAGGAGCUCAGACGACGCGCGGACGCGGUGGGGGAUUUGUUCCCGCCGAGGCGCCCGCCGCUCGACGCGGGAGCGGCGGACUCGCUGAGGAGAUCGCGAGGCAAGACGCGGACAUCAAGAAGAACUUGGACAUGA
Messenger RNA from Micromonas pusilla CCMP1545, 2634 nucleotides. RefSeq lists its product as uncharacterized. The record is from RefSeq and is a predicted model, not a curated record. Gene Ontology annotation, molecular function: structural constituent of nuclear pore. The coding region runs from base 1 to 2634 and encodes 877 amino acids. Gene Ontology annotation, biological process: ribosomal large subunit export from nucleus; ribosomal small subunit export from nucleus; protein import into nucleus. Gene Ontology annotation, cellular component: nuclear pore. NCBI's taxonomy places the organism in Eukaryota, Viridiplantae, Chlorophyta, Mamiellophyceae, Mamiellales, Mamiellaceae. The transcript is spliced from 2 exons.